GUUCAUUGUCGAUUGUUGUGCUGUACGAAAAACUCGAUUGGACAAAACGAAAUUAAGAGCGCGAAAAAAAAAAAGUUUGAGGUUAUGCCACCGAGAAUCAAAGUGAAUUCGUUCAUCAAUCAAGAUUCUUAUCAUCCCUUGUCUUAACAGACAAUUACGUAAAAAGAGCGGACGCAAAUUGAGUGUUUCACAAGAGAACAGGUUUUUCUUGAUUGUCUGCAUUCAUUUGCAUGUUGGACCGAUUGCCGAUUGGCAGCACGCUAAACGGGAGGUGUGAAAAAAAAAGAAAAACAGAAAGAAAAACAAAAACAAAACCACGGGUGAUACUGGAAAACAAAUGAAACAAGCCGUCCGUUCCUAAUGUGGCCAAAGUGUCAGCGAAAACAUUCAGGCCGAGGAACCGUGAUCGAUUCUCUUUCGUCCAAUAGACCUUCUCCAUCUUUUGACCGAGACAACUAAAACCUAAAAAAAAAAAAAACACACACAAAAUAAAAAAUUGAAAAGAAACUACCCACCCACCCACACAGGCCUGCCCCUCCCUGCUUUCUUCCUCCUACCUUUCGGCCCACUCCUCCCUAUUGGAAAGAGAGGGAACUGGGACAAGAGCCCGUGCGCCGUGCGUUCAGACGACCGAGCGCCGCUGACCGACUAGAGCGCACAGCUUACCACAGUCACGCCCGCUGCUACCGCAUUCAUUCAUUCACCAUUCGUCUACUACACUUGAAUCCAUGGAUCUCUCGGCGGCGUAGGAUGAAACUUUCCCUCUUUUCUCCUACAUUGAAAAAUCGAGACAAGGCGUAGGAAUCCGAGUGAAAACAGACUGCCAUUUCAAAGAAAAAAAAAGAAAAGACUCGCGGUGCAAACGCAGCUCUCAGUGGUGGACCAGACGCACUCACAGACUCAACACGCCUUCGCGACAUUCCAGUACAACAGAGUUUUUUUACGACGAAGGACCGGUCGCAACCAGUUAAAGAAGAUAGAAUAGAAGGGCCUGCAACAUCGUUUAGUGUCGUCCAGCCGAUUUCCUAAUACGUCGUUGUUGGUGUGCCUCUCUUUAUUAUUUAUUAUUAUUUUUUUUUUUUUGGCCUUUUCCUGUCCGCCGUGGUCCGUUCCCGCGUGUACAUUAAGUGCAGUGACAGUUUCGUGAGUGCCUCAACUGGUUGGUGAAUCCCCGUGCCAGACACCGCAUUUUUUCUUCUAUAGUUAAACGAUCUCACGAUCGCUCACGGUCGUCGUGUAGGUGGUCGGCGGUUUACAGAAACGAGAUAGCAUUUGAUUGGCCGCCAAAAACACAACCUCAACCUUUAUAAGGUCUAAACAGAAAGGUCGGCUGUGUCGAGCGAUCCAGUCAGCCUCCGAUUUCGAAGUUUCAUCAGCCGCCAUCAUGGAGACGAAGGAAUUAUCCAAUAUGGUCGAGUUUUACCGCGGCCGGAGCGUGUUCGUCACAGGUGGGACGGGGUUUCUCGGCAAAGUGCUAGUGGAGAAAUUGCUGCGAUCCUGCCCAGACCUCAAGGCCGUCUAUUUGCUCAUCCGACCCAAAAGAGGCCAAGAUGUCCGCACCCGGAUUGAGGAAUUCAACCAACACAUCGUUUUCGAGAAUUUACGGCGUGACCGGCCCCAAGUCAUGAACAAAGUAAUCCCCGUGGCCGGAGACGUGACCAUGCCCAGCUUAGGCAUCUCGCCUGAAGACUUGAAACUUCUAUGCGACGAUGUCUCGGUCGUUUUCAACUCGGCGGCAACAGUUCGUUUUGACGAAGAUUUGCGGACGGCCGUCGAGCUCAAUGUCAAAGGACCGCAGCGGCUCAUGAAUGUUUGCCAUCAAAUGAAACGCUUAGAGGCUCUCGUUCACGUCUCAACGGCUUAUAAUAACCUGGACAAGGAAAGUAUUGAGGAAGUUAUCUACCCGACGCCUAUUACGCCUCGAAAACUGCUUGAAAUCGUCGAUUGUCUGGACGAGGACAUGCUGACGAGCAUCACCAGCAAACUUGUAGGCAAAUGUCCCAAUACGUACGCCUACACCAAAGCCAUCGCCGAACAGUUGCUGCGCGAGGAGCACGGUGACAUUCCGCUGGCCAUCGUUAGACCGUCAACCGUGACGGCCGCCCUGAAGGAACCCAUGCCCGGUUGGAUUGAUAACAUCAACGGGCCAACUGGUAUAAUCGCGGGCGUAGGCAAAGGUUUCCUUCGAGUGGUACGAUCCCGACCGGACUUGGUUGGCGACAUGAUUCCGGUGGAAUUCCCCAUCCAUUUGAUGCUAGCCGUUGCUUGGUAUACGGCUACUCACAAAUCUAACGAAGUAAAAGUGUACAAUUGCUCAACUGGCGAUCAAAAUCCGCUUAGCUGGGGUGAAUUCCGCACCAUCGCGUUCGAUGCGUGGAUGGAAAAACCUGGCGGAGAUAUCAUGUGGUACCCCAGCAUCAGUUUCAUCAGCAGCGAGUGGAACUACACAAUCGCCGCUUACAUCUUUCACUACAUUCCGGCUUACAUAAUCGAUUUCCUCGCUCGAUUGCUAGGCAAACAGCCUAAAUUGGUUCGAUUCUACAGCAAAGCCGAUAGGGCUAUGGCGUGCCUUAAUUUUUACACGAUUCGACAGUGGCGAUUCAUCAGCGAUAAUGCUAUCCGCCUGCUGGACAAAAUGUCGGCUCAGGAUCGUGAGAUUUUCUACUUUGACGUGCGUCAAAUCAAUUGGCGGCAGUACAUUACCAACUACGUGGCGGGUACGAAAAAAUACAUUUUGAAGGAUAACACACCGGUAGAAGAAGCCAAAAUCAUCAUCAAAAGGUUUUAUUGGCUACAAAAGGCUACUCAAGCGAUCCUUUUGCUCGUCGCGUUCUUUGUCGGCUUGCGCUUGUUCACUUGGAUAUUUGGCGGCGCACUGCAGGCCACGUAGCCGCUCAUUGAUAUCAUUAAUCGCUUUUUUGUUUUGUUUUUGCAGACACCACAAUCGUGAUGGAUAACCAUCCAAUUAUCAUUUAUAUCAACGUUUUUUUUUUUCUCUUGUCAUUAUAACCUUCUUUACACACAGUAUAGAAAAGUAGUAUCUCUUCCAACACCCAUGAAGUACAGAAAGAUGAAGACAAAAAAUUUCAGAAAAUUCUCAACAAAAAAAUAGUGUUAAAAGGAAUGAGUAGUUGCAUUAUAUGCAAAUAAUAGUUUAAUUACAGAGCAAUGGAAACCAAUACGUGCAUGGAUAUGUGAUGACAUUGUAUGUAUGUGCUUCUUUUUUUUCAUGAAUGAUUUUGUUUUUAAUUCCCUCAGUUUUGCCUUAUAUGGACGGGAAAAACAAGAUAAACAACACACAAAAAAAAACAAACAUUGUCAAAGCCGAACGAGUUCUAUAUUUUGUUUGAUUUUGUUUUCUUUUGAAUUUCGGGCGGUUCUUUUAUGUCAAUGGUCGUCUGACUGCUAAGCGGUUAAUUCUCCCAUGUUACCCAUGCGCAACUUCCCCUUGAUUACACACUCCACGUUUAUUCCUCCUGCAGUUGCCCGUGUUCUUAAGCUGGUGGCUGCAUGCAAAAAAAAAAACCAUUACAAUAUCCAUAUUAUUUAGAAAUAUACAUCACAUCUGCUCAUUCCACAAUAAAACGACAACAUUGUUGUCUAGUACUGUACUCAAA
Messenger RNA from Daphnia carinata, 3617 nucleotides. RefSeq names its product putative fatty acyl-CoA reductase CG5065. The record is from RefSeq and is a predicted model, not a curated record. The coding region runs from base 1385 to 2890 and encodes 501 amino acids. NCBI's taxonomy places the organism in Eukaryota, Metazoa, Arthropoda, Branchiopoda, Diplostraca, Daphniidae. The transcript has 10 exons. Gene Ontology annotation, biological process: long-chain fatty-acyl-CoA metabolic process. Gene Ontology annotation, cellular component: peroxisome. Gene Ontology annotation, molecular function: alcohol-forming very long-chain fatty acyl-CoA reductase (NADP+) activity.